CUCCUUUCAUUUGCAAUGACCUGUCUUAAGCCGUCGUCGGGGUAUUGGGUGAGCCAACUGCCGUAAGAAUUCUGUUCGAACCGCAUCCCAAACCUCCUGAACAGCCCUGCGAAGCUGUGCCCGGGUUAACCGUUGAACAUCAUAGCGUUCCUCGAUCCAGUUUUUCAUCCAAAACCACACAUUUUCUAUAGGACCGAAGUCUGGGCUCCGUGCCAGCCACACAAUGCACCCAAUCCCAUGGACUGUCAGCAACGCCCUGGUUACGCGAGCUGCGUGGGGUGCUGCAUUAUCUACAACCUACUCGAUCGGCAGCCUGUCACUAAACGUGGAAUCCUUCGCGCGGGUCCUGUACGGUCGGUCACACUCCCCGACAGCCACGGCGACUAUAAUUAUAGCACUAGAAGUAUUGUCACGAACCAACCAUAUAGGCCAGCCAGGUGGGGCUGUGCAGCCGACAGGAACGCCAAUCGGGACACACGGAAUGUCGCGGACGAUUCAUGAGGGCGCCAAGGGACGACAGCGCCCAGGAGCGACCAUAUGGACGCCCAGGGACGCUGGCGAGCACGAGCGUCCACAGAAAAUAGUUAGUAUAUAGUCACUCGUUCUGGAGGACUCUGGGAAAACAAGCCAGUAUAUAGUCAUUCGUUCUGGAGGACUCUGGGAGUUCGCCAGUGAGAAAUACAAGCAGUUCAC
Molecule: messenger RNA, 693 nt
Organism: Chaetomium strumarium
Lineage: Eukaryota; Fungi; Ascomycota; Sordariomycetes; Sordariales; Chaetomiaceae
Exons: 1
Coding region: 224-595 (123 amino acids)
Source: RefSeq, a predicted model, not a curated record